Amoebophrya sp. A120 is the source of this 801-nucleotide messenger RNA. The record is from the annotation of a GenBank genome assembly. Lineage: Eukaryota; Dinophyceae; Syndiniales; Amoebophryaceae.
GCAGCAAUCCGAGUUUGCCGCGAAGAUGACCGUGAUGUUCCGGCGCAAGGUAUCCUGAGGAAAAGCGGGCCCCACACCCCAGAGUCAAGAUGGGAACAAUUGCGGGAGAGUAGAGGUCCAAAACUUCAAUUUCUUUUGGCAGUCACGCAUGAAGACAACUUCGGCUCUGCAGUGUAGUCAUAUGUGCAAGCUACUCCAGCCGCAUUUUUACCAAUCAGCGCUACCAUCCUGAUUAGCUCGUCGUGGUCACAGAUUUCGAAGCACCAUCUUCAGAAAAUGCCUCUCAUGUUGGAGCCGCAUGAGAUGAAACAUCCUGAGCAUGCAAAUGUGAAUGACAGCUCUGGAGGGAUCGUGGGGAGGUUUUUCCACAGGAUGUAAGGAGCUGGAAUUCGGCAUCAUCCAGAGCGGGCUCCGGCUUCCUGACCUGUUUGCGGACCUGAAAAUGGCGCUCGCCCGGUUUAUCAACUUCCAGAUCGUCGUGUACUUCGACGCCUUGCGCGUGCAUCUCGACCUGCCCAGCAAUGAGUUUCCGGACCUGAUCCAGCCCCCGCAGGGGAAGAAUUUCGGAGUCGGCAACGCCGCCGCGCCGGGGGGCGGCGCGCCCCUGGCCGACUACGUCCGCGUGACGCCCCCGCGGGAGUUGCUGCAGCUGUCGGGGAAGUACGCGGGCGCGGAGGGCACCUUGAGAGCGUGGACGCGGACGGCGCACGUGCAGGAGGUGACAGAAAAGUUCCACGGGCCCGGCUGUUUUAAGGACUGGUGCUUGUCGGUGUACGUGCGGGACCACCAGCGCAUCUCGAA